CGAAGAAUAAUAUUCGAUCAACAUAUCUCGAAUUUAGAGAUCGAUAGAUCGAGCAAUUUACUUAAAUUAAUCGAUUAAUCGAAUAUGAGUAAUUUCAAUAUCGAUAUGGCAACCGCUAGAAGAAAUCAAAUACAACAGACAAAUUCCAUUGGAAGACAUAAUAUCACAAAUAAAAGAGUAUUAUUAAAAGAAUCUGAUUAUAAUCACGCAUUAUGGAAAUGCUACUAUUCUAUGUAUAAAGAAAGGAUCAGCCUAGAAAAGAGGACUCAAGAAAAUGUAGAGAGAGUAAGUAAUAAUGUCAGAAAGUUAACUGGAAUUCUCAAGGAAAGGGUGCUUAGAAGUCUUAUGGCCUUCUUCCAAGAGACCAAUUUACAAUUAGAAAACUAUGUGCGGUUGAUAGUCAAAGGUAGGACGACAAGGAAGAACGAGCAAUAGGAGAGGAUUUAAAAAAGUGAGAAUGCCAUUAAUUUAGUUGUUUACGAGAAAGAGAGGGGCCGAGAUCGGAGCAGUUUUUAAAAACCAUUAUUUUUGGCACUUUCUCCUACAUUCGAAAUCGUUCUUGACGGUACUCUCACUCUUCUACUUUCACUAUAAUUUUUUAUAUGAUUUCUGGCAAAGCUAGUUUCUAGCAACCAAUAAAAAAAUGGUUUGACAUUAGAAGGUUUAGUACAGGUUUACCAUAGUGAUCGACGGUGGUGAGUACACAGAUGUCUUUGACUAAGCUUCAGACACUUUCAAUAUGAUGUACAAUAACAAGAAGUUAAAUAAAUUAAACAAUUGCUAUUUACAGUCAGGAAUAAAUAAGUAUAUUUUCAUAUACUUUUAUGUAUAUAGGAUGUCACAGUUCGAGGAGUGGAAUUUCUGCAUGUGGACCUAAUUCGAUAGCCAGGGUCUGUAUAAAUACAGGAUACGAGUUGAAAGUAAGCGAAGGAAUCAUCCGGUGCAUCCGAAUGAGGAAGAUAACGAUUUGGAAAGGGAAGAAAGAAAGGUGGAGGGGUAGUGUGAAGAGCCGUAUGAAAGGAACUAUCAGGAGAGAGAGAGAGUGGUCUCUGGAUGCUGUAUUUCCGUUCCUCAUCAGUAGUCAACCUUAUGCCGAGGAUCUCCUCCUUUCUUCGCAGUGUCAUCGGGUAAUCGGCGAAGGAAAGACGUCGAAGUGAUUCCGAUCGCGAUGGAAAUGUAAUUGAAAUCAAACACCUGUUCCUCUUAUCGUUCUAAGGAUCGGUACUUUUCAUUCAUUUCGGUCAUCGUCAGUCGUAGGUUGGCGUGUGCGUAUGCCAGGGUGCGUGCGUGGGUAUGUGUGCGCUAGCAUAAAGCACCAAUCGAUCGAGUAAUAAUCUACGAUUAAAUAAUUAAUAAUCGGGGGCAAAUGUAUUGUUGGAUAUCAUAAACGCAAUGGUCCGCGUGGAAUUUUUGGAGGAACUCGUGAUCCAGACAAUGUUCGCCGGUUUCAGCACGUGGUGUGAAAAGAAACGGUCUGACGAAUGCUCAUGUUUAUCGUUAAGCAGCCCCUUUUGAACGUCACGUGGCAAGAGGAAGGGAAGAGAACGCGUGGCAGACGUGCAAAGAUGGGAAUUGUCCUACCAAGAGUAUUUCGACGAGCCGAUUCAUACGUGCGAUUCAAAUCGGCAUUGUCAAAGUCGAAAGUUACUGAGUCUAACUUUCACUAAUAACCAAACGGUGUAAUGCUACGGUUUCACGCGUGUACCGCACGUUCACGGGACGUCGUAGGGUACUGAGAACGUGUUACGAAGCAACAACCACACGAAGAGACGACGUGCCACUUGUUUCGGUGACCUGGUUUCACGACCCACUUUUCUACCGGACCACACUACGUGUGAAUGCCUUCGCCACGCUUCGCGUAUUCUUACGGUACACGAACGGUAUCCAGGAAAAAGACACACAAAGUUCAGAAAUGAAAUUAAACAUUUGCAGAAUUUUUCAGGCGUUCUCAUCGAGACAAAUUUUCUCAUUAAUGUGUACUUUGUGAAGAAAGAUAGAGACCCCCAUUUAAGGGUAGGAUUAUAUUUCAUCGUAAGAUUACGACUAUAUAUUUAGACGAGUCGUAAGUUUGUUCGAGUUGCAAUUACCGUCGAUAAACGAUAAAAAUAGAAAUGUGAUCGAUCAACGGUAUUCUUCAGAAUUUAGUAUCUUUCUGAGCGGAUUAUAUUUAAACAUAAAUAGAUAGAUAGAUAGAUAGAUAGAUAGAGAGAGAGAGGUUCUAGCAAGAAUGCUAGAUCAUCGAUUGAACUUUUCUAUUGCGAUUCUGUUCGAAUAAAUCACAGGAGCUAUGCAAGUAUCGAUCGGUAAUAACGGCGAGUUAACGUUUGAAAAAGAUCGGGGAAUAAAACUGUUUCGAAGGAAAAGACACUGCAUGGAAACUGCGAGUUUUCGAUUCGUAAAGCGUAAAGAUUUAGGGUGUUCCUUCGGAUUAGUGAACGACUAGAGGAGCUACAACGAGUCGGCAACGAGUCAAAUCUUUGUCGAUCGAUCUUGUUUUAGAUCGCCGGUAGAAAAGAGAAAUGAAUUGGCUUGCAAGUUUACUUUUCACUCGGCUCCUUGUUGGAUUCUAUUGUCAAGCCGAUAUCAGGAAAAAUGACCGGUAUUUAGAGAAUUUCGAUCUAGAUACAAAGAAGGAAACUGCGAUGGAAAAUGUAAUCGAUACAGAAGGACAGACACGAUUUUUCGACGAACUCGGACAAGUGAUCGAAUUGUUUGGUGAGCUACUGUCGCUACUAUUGCUACUGUGCAUAUAUAACAUGCAAAUAUGUACAUUAUACGUGGGAAAAGAAAGGAAGAAAGGCAAAGAACAACGGAAAGAAAGGACGCGAGGACAACAAGGUUUUCUUGAUCGAUUGAAGAAAAAGAUGAACGGCGAGGAAUUGGAACAGUUAACGUCGACAAGUUACAGGCAGGGAAGAAGACGUAAAUUAACCAGUCAACAGCAAGGCACCCUCCUUGUCGAGGCUCUGAGGAAAAAACGAAAUUACACGGGAGAUCAUCGAGGUCAUAAUAACGAUCUGCAGAAUGGCUUAAUGGACAUGUUGGGUAGAAUGAUACCGCAAACGUGUACGUACAAAGGAACGACAUUCGAUUGUGGCCUUAGUAUUAGUUGCGUUCUCGGAGGUGGUCGUCCGGUCGAUCUCUGUUCCGGAGGAUUGAUAUGGAGCUGUUGCGUCGACGACGAUGACAUCCCCGACAAAGUAUCACGACCGACAAUCGGGCUACUGCAAAAUGCUACACUUUCGUUAAACUUGGGAAAUCAACAUCCCUAUGUGGACGAUGAUGUGCAAAUCUACGACAACGCGGCAAGGCCGAGCAAACCGACGUAUAGCGGUCAGAACGAGCACGGGACGAGCUACCUGUACGCAGACAUCGCAAACAAACCAACAACCAUUUAUGAGUCUUCACAGACAUGGAAUUACGAUCGGCCUGUGCAUACAAAUCAUCCAUCGGUUUAUCAUCCGCUGCAGCUUGAUUAUCCUCAGGAUGAAUAUGACGUCGCUUAUCCCGAUGUUUCGGGAAUUCACACACCAAACGAGGACGUCUCAAACUCCGUGGAUUAUUCCAAAUAUCGUGGUUGCGGUGAACUUUACACGAGAAGUAAUAGAAUCGUUGGUGGGCACAGUUCCAGUUUCGGUAGUCAUCCAUGGCAGGCUGCCAUUAUCAAAUCUGGAUUCUUAACAAAAAAGUUGUCAUGCGGCGGUGCCUUAUUGAACAACAGAUGGGUCGUCACCGCGGCUCACUGUGUCGCAACAACACCGAAUAGCAACCUGAAAGUUCGUCUUGGUGAAUGGGACGUUAGAGACGCAUCCGAACGAUUGCUACACGAAGAAUUCAACGUCGAAAGGAAAGAGGUUCAUCCGCAAUACUCGCCAACCGAUUUCCGAAACGACGUGGCAUUGGUGAAGCUUUCGAGAACAGUGGCGUUCAAACAACAUAUCGUACCUGUUUGUUUACCAGCUAAGAAUCUCAAAAUUUCUGGACGCACAGCGACAGUUGCCGGUUGGGGUAGAACUAGACACGGGCAAAGUUCGGCGCCGUCGGUUCUUCAAGAGGUUGAUGUCGAGGUAAUCCCCAAUGAAAGAUGUCAGCGUUGGUUUCGAGCGGCUGGAAGACGCGAAACCAUUCACGACGUCUUUUUAUGCGCCGGAUAUAAGGAAGGUGGUCGAGAUUCCUGUCAGGGGGACUCGGGUGGUCCUUUAACCAUGUCCGUCGAAGGAAGACACGUAUUAAUCGGUCUCGUAUCAUGGGGUAUAGGAUGCGGUCGGGAACAUCUGCCAGGUGUAUAUACGAAUAUCCAGAAAUUCGUACCUUGGAUCGACAAGGUUAUGAGUUAGGUUUUGUAAUUUAUAAGGACAUAGGAGAUACAUAAAUGAAAUUGAAAGAUAUAGCUCGACAAAUGUGAUGAGAUAACAUGCAAAAGCUAUACGGGAAGAUACCAGUUUAUAACGAUCGAUCGUUUACAAUAUAAUUUUAUAAGCUGUAUAGUUACAGUAUUAUAAUAUUCAAUGUAAUAUAAUUCAUUGUAAUAUUCAAUGCCAAACAGCUUAAUUUUUACAUUUAUGAAUCGAUAUUAAUAGCAAUGAUUUAUAUUGCUAUAAACUACUUAACUAUUGUACGAACAAUUGGAAUACAAUCUCUGUGUCGUUGAAAGAAAUCGUUACGUUUUAUUCAGAUUAUUAGAUCUAGCAAAUCCUUCGAAAACUGAAGGUAAGCAUGCAUCAGACAACUUUUCCUUGUUCGUAUAAUAGUAGUUCACGUUCAGAUAAAUGAAUUCAAUCACGAGAAGUUCAUUUAAUCGAGCAAUAACUAAAGUUCUGUUUGAAUGAACGCGUUCGGACUGAUUACACCCGCGCCUUGUUAUAAAUUGUAGAUGGUGUAAUAAAAUUUUCGAAUGGCCGGUAUUGCAGAACAUGCUAAAUGAACAUGAAAGUGGUAACGAGAGCGACGU
Molecule: messenger RNA, 4951 nt
Organism: Bombus pyrosoma
Lineage: Eukaryota; Metazoa; Arthropoda; Insecta; Hymenoptera; Apidae
Product: serine proteinase stubble-like
Exons: 14
Coding region: 2520-4337 (605 amino acids)
Biological process (GO): proteolysis
Molecular function (GO): serine-type endopeptidase activity
Source: RefSeq, a predicted model, not a curated record